GGGGCGGAGCCGAGCGGCGGGGGCGGUGCUGGCGAGCGCGGGGCCUGGGGCCGAGGCGGCGCGCGGCGCUGACAGCAAGUCGGUCGCGGCCUCCGGCCCCCUCGGCACCCGGCGCCGACCCGGCCGGGCCCGGAGCCAUGAGCCCGGGGCUGCUGCUCCUCGGCAGCGCCGUCCUGCUCGCCUUCGGCCUCUGCUGCACCUUCGUGCAUCGCGCUCGCAGCCGCUAUGAGCACAUCCCCGGGCCGCCGCGGCCCAGCUUCCUUCUUGGACAUCUCCCCUAUUUUUGGAAAAAGGAUGAAGCUUGUGGCCGUGUGCUCCAAGAUGUGUUUUUGGAUUGGGCAAAGAAGUAUGGUCCUGUUGUGAGAGUCAAUGUCUUCCACAAAACCUCAGUCAUCGUCACGAGCCCUGAAUCAGUCAAGAAGUUCCUGAUGUCUACCAAGUACAACAAGGACUCCAAGAUGUACCGGGCGAUUCAGACUGUGUUUGGGGAGAGACUGUUUGGCCAGGGCUUGGUGUCUGAAUGUGACUAUGGGCGCUGGUACAAGCAGAGAAGAGUCAUGGACUUGGCCUUCAGCCGCAGCUCCUUGGUUAGUCUGAUGGAGACGUUCAACGAGAAGGCGGAGCAGCUGGUGGAAAUCUUAGAAGCCAAGGCCGACGGGCAGACUCCGGUGUCCAUGCAGGACAUGCUGACCUGUGCCACCAUCGAUAUUCUCGCCAAGGCAGCUUUUGGGAUGGAGACCAGCAUGCUCCUGGGUGCCCAGAAACCCCUGUCCCAGGCAGUGAAGGUCAUGCUGGAGGGUAUCAGUGCGUCCCGUAACACCCUGGCGAAGUUCAUGCCUGGGAAGAGAAAGCAGCUGCGGGAGAUCCGAGAGAGCAUCCGUCUGCUGCGCCAGGUGGGGAAGGAUUGGGUGCAGCGCCGCCGAGAGGCCCUGAAGAGGGGUGAGGACGUGCCUGCCGACAUCCUCACGCAGAUUCUCAAAGCUGAAGAGGGAGCUCAGGACGACCAGGUCCUGCUGGACAACUUUGUUACCUUCUUCAUAGCGGGUCAUGAGACUUCUGCCAACCACCUGGCAUUCACGGUGAUGGAGCUAUCUCGCCAGCCAGAGAUCGUGGCAAGGCUGCAAGCCGAGGUGGAUGAAGUUGUCGGUUCCAAGAGGCACCUGGACUAUGAGGAUCUGGGAAGAUUGCAGUACCUGUCCCAGGUCCUCAAAGAGUCUCUGAGGCUGUACCCACCGGCCUGGGGCACCUUUCGCCUGCUGGAGGAGGAGACCUUGAUCGAUGGGGUCAGAGUCCCCGGGAACACUCCUCUCCUGUUCAGCACCUAUGUCAUGGGGAGGAUGGACACCUACUUUGAAGAUCCACUGACAUUCAACCCCGACCGCUUCAGCCCUGGAGCGCCCAAGCCACGAUUCACCUACUUCCCCUUCUCCCUCGGUCACCGCUCAUGCAUUGGGCAGCAGUUUGCUCAGAUGGAGGUGAAGGUCGUCAUGGCCAAGCUGCUUCAGAGGCUUGAGUUCCGGCUAGUGCCUGGGCAACGCUUUGGGCUGCAAGAGCAGGCUACCCUCAAGCCACUGGACCCAGUGCUGUGCACCCUGAGGCCCCGGGGCUGGCAGCCUGCACCCCCACCCCCACCCUGCUGAGCCCAGGUAGACUCAGACUCCUCGGGCCAGGGCCUCACUGGCCCCCAUUGUUGCCCAUGGCCACUCACUGGCACCCCUGACCCUUUUUCGCCGCCUUCCAUGAUGGCGCCUGGCGGGCCCUGUACCCUCACCUGCUUCACACCCCCAGUGCUUCCUGCCAUCUGCUGGUUUUUCAGCCCUUUCUGGUGGGCUCGCCUGACUCCCAGCUACUGCCACCACCCACCAUCGUCUCUCCUGAACCUCUGAACUUCUGCACUGGCCACAUCCUCAAAAGAGACACCCUAACUCUUGCUCACUCCCUAAAAAUCUUCAAGUGACACAUCCCCCAGGAAGCCCUCCUUGCUACCCAUGGCCGGGCCAGGGUCCCUCCUCUGUGCUCCCUCAGUCACUUGUGCUACCUCUAACACACUGACCACACUGUAUUGUGAAUGUCUGCUCAUGUGACCAGCUGCCCUGCCAGGCUGUGAGUGCCACGGGGCAGGGUCUGUGUGCACUUUGCCUCUGAGGCCCCUGUUGCUAACUAGGGUCUGGAACCGAGUUGAUGCCCAAUAAAUGUGUGUUGAC
Molecule: messenger RNA, 2204 nt
Organism: Chionomys nivalis (European snow vole)
Lineage: Eukaryota; Metazoa; Chordata; Mammalia; Rodentia; Cricetidae
Product: cholesterol 24-hydroxylase
Exons: 15
Coding region: 138-1640 (500 amino acids)
Biological process (GO): cholesterol catabolic process
Molecular function (GO): iron ion binding; cholesterol 24-hydroxylase activity; heme binding
Source: RefSeq, a predicted model, not a curated record